Messenger RNA from Erythranthe guttata (spotted monkey flower), 1836 nucleotides. RefSeq lists its product as uncharacterized. The record is from RefSeq and is a predicted model, not a curated record. NCBI's taxonomy places the organism in Eukaryota, Viridiplantae, Streptophyta, Magnoliopsida, Lamiales, Phrymaceae.
GGGGUCGAUUCAGAGAAAGGAGAGUUGGGUUAUUUAAGGAUUUGAAUUGAGUAAAUUAAAUUAAAUAAAAAUAAAAUGGCGUCAUACCAACUAAUCAAAGAAGGAGGAGGGGGGUUGGAUAUGAAGGGAAACAACAACUGUACAGUGAGGAUUGACGAUGAUGUGGAGUCUGCUUUCCAAAGGAUUAAUCAAUCUUCAUCUUCAUCUCCUUCACAUAGAUUGAGGCCUAAAGCUUCUUCUACUCAGCCAUCUUCUCGCCUCGUCUCCCUUGAUGUUUUUCGUGGCCUUACUGUUGUGUUAAUGAUAAUUGUUGAUGAUGCUGGUGGGAUAAUACCAAGUAUAAAUCACUCACCAUGGAAUGGUUUGACGCUGGCUGAUUUUGUCAUGCCUUUUUUCCUUUUCAUGGUCGGUGUUUCACUUGGACUUGUUUACAAGAAUAUGCCCUGUAGAGCCACUGCAUCCAGAAAAGCCAUAUUCCGGACAGUAAAGUUUCUAAUACUAGGGGUUUUUCUCCAAGGUGGCUAUUUUCAUGGUAUUAAUAAUUUAACGUAUGGUGUGGACAUGGGACAAAUUAGGUGGAUGGGCAUAUUGCAGAGGAUUGCAAUAGCAUAUUUGGUGGGAGCAAUGUGUGAGAUUUGGCUCCGGAACGACGAAAAAGUUGGUUCUGGUUUAUCAUUGCUCAAGAAGUAUCAAUGGCACUGGGUGAUGGUGUUCAUGCUUACUACAGUAUAUCUUGUGUUGUUAUACGGUUUAUAUGUUCCAGAUUGGUCGUAUCAAGUUCCACUCAGUGCAUCAUCUGAGGUUCGAGAACUGGUGAAGGUGAAAUGUGGUGUGCGAGGUAACACAGGGCCUGCAUGUAAUGCUGCUGGAAUGAUUGAUCGUGUGAUUCUGGGCAUUCAACACUUAUAUAGGAAGCCAAUAUACGCUCGAACACAACAAUGCAGUAUAAACUCACCAGAUUACGGCCCACUUCCUCCGAAUGCUCCAUCUUGGUGUCAAGCCCCCUUUGACCCGGAAGGACUUUUAAGUACAGUGAUGGCACUUGCCACCUGCUUGAUAGGUGUACAAUAUGGCCAUGUUAUUGUUCACUUUAAGGAUCAUAAGUAUAGACUCUUGCAAUGGCUAGUACCAUCAUCGGGCUUUAUAAUCCUGGGCGUGCUAUGCAAUAUUUUUGGGAUGCAUAUAAACAAGGCUUUAUACUCUUUCAGCUAUAUGUGUGUUACUACUGGUGUUGCAGGGAUUCUGCUUGCUUCAAUUUAUCUAGUGGUGGAUGUGUAUGGAUACAGACGGUUUACAAUGGUUUUAGAAUGGAUGGGAAUGAACGCACUGGUGAUAUAUGUUCUUGUAGCCUGCAAUAUCUUACCUCUCAUUCUACAAGGAUUUUAUUGGAACCAUCCUGGUAACAACAUUCUAAGUUUGAUUGGAGUUGGAAAACAGAAACACUAAUGAGGCUGUUGGGGGUGAUAUACUAAUAAUAAUAUUCCAUUUAUUGGUUGAGGGCUGCAAUACUUUUUGACACAAUUCUUGAAUAAAUCUGUUUUUGGCAUGAAUUAGACUUUUAGUAUGACUGAUUGAGAAACAGUUACACAUCAUUUAAUCAAGAAAAAAAUGCUGUUAAAAUCUCUUCCACUUUUACCUCGAAGAAGACAUUUCAAGCUUACAGAGUUGGAAACUGGAAAAAUAAAUAUUGAUUUUAGAUUUUUUUAUUUGGUUUACUUAGAAUUAUUCUUAGCAUGAAUGAAUGUUUUAAAUUCUCCUAACAGUGAGAAUAAAUUUACAUGGGUCGGAAACUCCUGAAAUACUUGACCGAUGGUAACUAUAUUUUUCUUUUCUUAA